This is a messenger RNA of Alternaria arborescens, 462 nucleotides long. RefSeq lists its product as hypothetical. The record is from RefSeq and is a predicted model, not a curated record. The coding region runs from base 1 to 462 and encodes 153 amino acids. NCBI's taxonomy places the organism in Eukaryota, Fungi, Ascomycota, Dothideomycetes, Pleosporales, Pleosporaceae. The transcript has 2 exons.
AUGGAAGCUGUAGUACCAGCGAACGAAAAGGUGGUGUUCGUUAUACACGACUGGGGCUUUGGUUUGGGAUUCGACUGGGCACGAAAGAAUGAGGAACGAAUGGCUGGAUUGGUUUGCAUGGAGUUCAUUCACAUGAUGGUGACUACGGAGGACUUCGUAGGCUGGGAGAGGAAUCUGACUAAGAUGCGCGAUCCCGAAACUGGGCACCAGUGUGUCAUUGAAGAGAAUUACUUCGUUGAAGUCAUUCUUAGGGAAGAAGGUACUUCAAAGGGAUCUCUUUCUGACGCGGUAAUGGAACACUAUCGUAGGCCGUUUGCACAUCCGGCUGACCGCGAACCCCAAUGGCGGAUGCCUAACGAGAUUCCACUUGAGGGUCGUGCCCCAGUAGUCGGCGAGAUUCUUUAUAAAGCUUGGAACUGGUUGAAGGAGGGCAACAACCAAGUUCCAAAACUAUCAUUCUGA